AAAAAAGAGGAUGAAAUCUGUAUAUUAAGACAUGUUAAAUAGAGCAUAUAAUACUCUAUUCCAUCCAUCAGUGUAAUGGUUUAGAAUUCUGACUCCAGUGAGUUAAAAUAUAAAUAUUUUAGGGUUAUAAUAUUUUCAGAUACCCUGCACCAGCUUCAGAGAAAAUAAAUCAUAUUGAACACGAUUUCAAAACUCCUUAUCGUGACUCAAAAUACUAUGUAAGACAUGAUGAACCUGUAAUUGAUAGAGUAGCAAAAGUAACAUUCAGUGAUCCUUUGAAUGAAACUUCAACAGAAAAGUAAUUAAUAAUAAUUAAGAAUCUUUUAGAUUAGUAAGAUUAAAAUUACUAACAAAAGACUAAAUUAACAAUUCUGAAGCUGUAUAAACUGCAACUUAACAAUAUGAAUAAAAAUAUGGAUUGCCUUUAUCUUAAAAAGGUAAGAUAUAAAAAAAUAAAUAAUUAGUAUAUUCUAAUCAAGUUGGAGGUGGAGAUGCUCUAUAAGACUUUUUUUAAGGUGAAGAUAUUAGAGAAGUAAUGGCUAGCUUUGUAAGAGAAUAAUGGGAAGAAGUGAAUGAAAAUGCUCUCCAAGAUUUAAAUUGUACUAAUUUAGAUGAUGAUUAUCAUCCAAACUUAAAUGAAAAGGUUGGAUUUAAUCUUUAAGAAAAUGAUCCAGUUUUUAGAUAACUAAUUGUUGAUCUACACACUUUAGUUAAAAAUAUUGGAGUAAUUUAAUUGUUUUCAAUUUUAUUAUAGGAAAAAACAAAAUAAGAAGGUCAUCUAACAUUUUUCAGAGGAGAUCCAAACUAUUGGCAUGUAUUAGAUAAUAGUUUCCCUGUUGAAUCUAUUAGAUUGAUAUAAAAUACUUUGGGUGAUGAAGUCUCCUAAUUAGGUAUAACAUUUAUAAAUACAAUAUUUUUAAUUUAGAUCCAAAAGCCUUAUCAAAAUAACAUAACAGAGAAGAUUAUCAUAUUGAACAAAAAGUUUAAGUUCCCAUAGAAAAUAAAUAUUAUUAAUGAAAUCAUAAAAUAAAAAAAAUAUUAUAUUAUUCCGUAU
This is a messenger RNA of Paramecium sonneborni, 1054 nucleotides long. Lineage: Eukaryota; Ciliophora; Oligohymenophorea; Peniculida; Parameciidae. The record is from the annotation of a GenBank genome assembly.